CCGUAGUACAAAAGACGUGUCGAGGACAGGAUCCAGUAUUUGACACGACGAUGAUACGUCUAGCAGCGUUCCUGACGGCCGUAGUGACGGCGGGAGCUUAUGUGUGUACCCCUGACAUGUGUGUGGGGAUAGAGAAGGCCCCUCUUACAUGCCCGGGGUCGGUCAUCAAGGGCGGCGGGUUCUGCGGAUGUACCGACUCCUGUGCCAAGGUGGAGGGAGACGCGUGCACGAAAUCCCCCUUCUUGCAGGGGAUAAUCCCCUACGACCACUGUGACUCCGGCCUCGAGUGUCAGUCCGCCAAUGAUGGGAUGUGGGAAAUUUUUGGGAAAGGCAAAUGUUUGAAGGUCACAAAAAGCAAACGUUUUGUUUUAUCAGGUAUUACCACGUGUGAGAGGAUGAAGAUCAAGGCCAUGACGUCACAGGUUACAUACUCGGACAAGUGGACGCCAAAGUGCGACGCCAACGGGGCCUUUGAGCCCAUGCAGUGCGACGUAGCAGGUCGUUGCUUCUGCGUUAACUCGGAUGGUCAGAUUCAAGGUAGCAGGGUCGAUGGAAAGGUCACCUGCCCAAGCAUUUGAACCCACCGAGUCGCACUUAGAGUGCGCGAUACUUGAUACGGAGCAAUGAUAUCCAGGGUCAUUUGAAUUUUUCGACAAUUUCAAUUAAAAUGACCUCGACAUGAAUCAAUUAAAAGUGUACUCAAAGGUAUGCAAUUGUUAAUAUGUUAA
Messenger RNA from Haliotis rufescens (red abalone), 728 nucleotides. RefSeq lists its product as uncharacterized. The transcript is spliced from 4 exons. Gene Ontology annotation, cellular component: extracellular region. Lineage: Eukaryota; Metazoa; Mollusca; Gastropoda; Lepetellida; Haliotidae. The record is from RefSeq and is a predicted model, not a curated record. Bases 51 to 578 code for a protein of 175 amino acids.